Messenger RNA from Tupaia belangeri chinensis (Chinese tree shrew), 1572 nucleotides. RefSeq names its product serpin family A member 6 (gene SERPINA6). Lineage: Eukaryota; Metazoa; Chordata; Mammalia; Scandentia; Tupaiidae. Gene Ontology annotation, molecular function: serine-type endopeptidase inhibitor activity. The transcript is spliced from 6 exons. The record is from RefSeq and is a predicted model, not a curated record. Bases 203 to 1411 code for a protein of 402 amino acids.
CAUUAACCAGCAGGGAAGCUGGCAAACAAGAUUUAGCAGGCAACGUCCUGCAGCUGACUGUACACAGGCUGGGAUCCAGGACGGCAGGACUAAGCCUACAGGAGCAGCCCAAGCCCACGGGAGCAGCCCGAGCCCACGGGAGCAGCCCGAGCCCACGAGAGCAGCCCAGGCCCACUGCAGCCUGACCUGGCCACACUGGACAAUGACACUUGUCUGGUACACCUGUCUCUUCUGGCUGUCCACCAGUUGUCUCUGGACCAUCCAGGCUCAGGACUCUGCUGCUAAUGUGAACAUCAGGAGCCCUCACCGGGGCCUGGCUCCAACCAACGUUGAUUUCGCCUUCAGCCUGUUCAAGCACCUAGUGUCCCUGGCUCCCGACAGGAACGUCUUUAUCUCCCCUGUGAGCAUCUCUAUAGCCUUAGCAAUGCUGUCCCUAGGCACUUACGGCCCCACGCGGACCCAGCUUCUCCAGGGCCUAGGUUUCAACAUCACCGAGAUCUCUGAGACUGAGAUCCACCAGCGCUUUCAGCACCUCCUCAAUCUCCUCAGGGAGUCAGAAACCAGCUUAGAAAUGACCCUGGGCACCACCUUGUUCUAUGACCGCAGCCUGGAGCCGCUGGAGUCGUUCUCAGCUGACAUCAAGAAGUACUAUGAGUCGGAGGUUUUGGCCGCAGAUUUCCAGGAUGGAGCUAAAGCCAGCAGACAGAUCAAAGAGUACAUCAAGAAUAAGACACAGGGAGAAAUUGAGGACUUGUUCUCAGACGUGGAGAGCCCAGGUGUCAUCCUGGUCAACUACAUCUUCUUCAAAGGCAUGUGGGCGCAGCCCUUUGACCCAGUGUCUCGGGUACAGAACUUCUACGUGAAUGAGACGCUCACAGUGGAGGUGCCCAUGCUGUUCCAGUCAAGCACCAUCAUGCACCUCUACGACCCAGAGCUCGCGUGCCGAGUGGUGAAGCUGGACUACGAGGGCAACGGCACCGCCUUCUUCAUCCUUCCAGACAGAGGGAGGGUGGACACGGUCAUCUCCACGCUGACCCGGGACACGAUUCAGAGGUGGUCUCAGACCCUGACCAGUGGCCAGGUGAACCUGUAUAUCCCGAAGUUCUCCAUCUCUGGAGCCCACGACCUCAGGGACGUCCUGACGGGCAUGGGCAUCGCAGGCCUGUUCGCCAACUGGUCAGAUUUCUCGGGCAUUACCCAAGAGGCCCCAGUGAAGCUGUCAAAGGUGGUACAUAAAGCCACACUGCAACUCGAUGAGAGGGGCAUGAAGGCAGCCGCCCACACUGAGGUCUCACCAGAGCAGAGCUCAGAGCCACACACCAUACUCUUCAACCAGCCCUUCGUCAUCCUGGUCUUCGACGACUUCUCGUGGAGCAGCCUCUUCAUGGGCAAGGUUGAGAACCCAGCCUGAGAGUCGCCCCGGAGCCCUGGCGCCAUCUGACUUUGGGUACCAGGGGCCCACACCAAUGCUCCAGGGAAUGGGAGGUCCCCCACUCUCCUCCGGGUUCUCCUCCAUUCGACCAGAAUUGGCUCUUUCUGUAAGCAGCUUGUAAUAAAUAACUGUCAUUGCUA